Hymenoscyphus albidus is the source of this 804-nucleotide messenger RNA. NCBI's taxonomy places the organism in Eukaryota, Fungi, Ascomycota, Leotiomycetes, Helotiales, Helotiaceae. The record is from the annotation of a GenBank genome assembly.
AUGCUGACACGGGCCGGCCCUAAGAGCUUCAAGAGCUUCAAGAGCUCUGCUUUUAUCGCUUGCUGCUUCGCGUCGGCCCGCCCCUUCGCGUCCGCGGUCGAGGUAGAGCGCAAGUUUUGCCCCAACGACCAUUCCUACCAAUACCUGGCGAUCAACGGCUACGACAAGAAAAGAACACGAAUUCACGACAUAUACUACGAUCGUUACGGACAAUUGUUCCAGCUAGGAGUUUACCUUCGGCGGCGCAAUGGAGAGUGGGAGGGAAAGAUCUCCGUGAGUGGCAAUUACAUCGACUCGGUCUGCACGGAGAUCCUUGGCGCCGAUGCUGUGAAGGAGGUCAUCAAACGCAACUUGAAGAUCUCUACAGAUGGCAAAACCAUUCAAGAGCUACUCAAGCCCUGUGCCGAGUUCAUCACGGACCGUCAAUCCUGGACACUGGCCGAUCACUCGACGGCUCCUACUCCGACUCUAACUCCAACUCCAACUUUUCAAAGUAAGCUCUCGGUGGUCAUUGACGAAAGUCACUCACCCUCACCCAGCAAUCCCCAUUUCAAGCACAUCGUUGGCGAGGUCGAAUGGACGGCACCUUUAUUCGGUGCACAGAGGGGAAAUCACCUGGAAAGAAUUGGCAAAGAAAAGGUCGAAGCUGUAAUGCGUGCACACCCUCAGGCUUUUCCAAGGUGUGGAGCGGGAAAGUUGACAGUUUACUUUCAGACCCUAAGCCGGAGAAGAAAGGUCACAAAUUUCUUGAUGCACAUACUGGCAAAAUUGGGCAGAACCUUGAGGCAACAUGUUGGGACUUAA